This is a messenger RNA of Nannospalax galili (Upper Galilee mountains blind mole rat), 5745 nucleotides long. It is a transcript of the gene Atp10d, whose product is annotated as ATPase phospholipid transporting 10D (putative). The record is from RefSeq and is a predicted model, not a curated record. NCBI's taxonomy places the organism in Eukaryota, Metazoa, Chordata, Mammalia, Rodentia, Spalacidae. The transcript has 25 exons. Gene Ontology annotation, molecular function: ATPase-coupled intramembrane lipid carrier activity; ATP binding; magnesium ion binding. Bases 519 to 4766 code for a protein of 1415 amino acids. Gene Ontology annotation, cellular component: plasma membrane. Gene Ontology annotation, biological process: phospholipid translocation.
UCCGCCGGAGGAGCCCAGGGAGGAGAGGAGGACUGAGGGCAAGAAGUGGGUCUCCGGCUUCUCCGGGUUCAGGCUCCCGGACUGGCCUCAGAGUUUGGGAACCAAGAAGUGGGUUUUGUUGUGUUUGUUUUUCUCAGGACAAAUGGCUGGUUUGGAAGCGUGACUCCCCCACCCUUUGGAUCCCAGCUUGGGUCUUUUCUGCCCCUUGGGACUCGUGGUGACCAUGCGGUGAUGAGCGCCCAGGGAGGGACAGCCAUCCAGCCAUCCAGCCAUCCAUCUAUUGAUCUAUCAUCUAUCUACCUAAAACUCAGUUACCAAAAUAUUUUCGAUGAAAGAUUUAUGACUUGGAAAUAUACUUGCAAUACUGAAUGAAAAAAGGUUGUCCCCUGAGCACACUUAUGCUUUGGUGGUUGGCUCGUAGCCAGUGGCCUCACCUCACAUGGGCAGGAGCUAAGUGGACUCACAUCUCAUGGGCGUGAAGAUCCCUUGCACCACCCAGGUCUCACUGCAUCCUGGGCAUGACUGAGCUUCUUCAAUGGGCCAGGCAGUACUGGCACCAGCUGAUGAAUGGGAGAACCCGGGGUGAAGAUGAGCGACCAUACAACUAUUCCUCACUGCUUGUCUGUGGGGGCAAGUCUUCCCAGACCCCCAAACUGGCAGGAAAGCACCGAGUUGUUAUUCCCCACCUCCAGUGCUUCAAGGAUGAAUACGAAAGGUUUUCUAGAACCUACGUGAAUAACCGAAUAAGGACAACCAAGUACACACUUCUCAAUUUCGUGCCAAGAAAUUUAUUUGAGCAGUUUCACAGGGCUGCCAACUUAUAUUUCCUGUUCCUGGUGGUCCUGAACUGGGUGCCUUUGGUAGAAGCCUUUCAAAAAGAAAUCACCAUGCUGCCACUGGUGGUGGUCCUCACAAUCAUUGCAAUUAAAGAUGGCUUGGAAGACUACCGGAAAUACAAAAUUGACAAGCAGAUCAACAAUUUAAUAACCAAAGUUUACAGUAGGAAGGAGAAAAAGUACAUUGAUUGCUGCUGGAAGGAUGUCACUGUCGGGGACUUCAUUCGUCUCUCCUGUAACGAGAUCGUCCCUGCAGAUAUGGUGUUACUGUCUUCCACGGAUCCGGAUGGAAUCUGUCACAUUGAGACGUCUGGCCUUGAUGGAGAGAGCAAUUUAAAGCAGCGGCAGGUGGUUCGAGGGUAUGCAGAGCAGGACUCUGAAGUUGAUCCUGAGAAGUUUUCCAGUAGGAUAGAAUGUGAAAGCCCAAACAAUGACCUCAGCAGAUUCCGAGGCUUCCUAGAACAUUCCAACAAGGAGCGUGUGGGCCUCAGCAAAGAGAAUUUAUUGCUCAGGGGAUGCACAGUGAGAAACACAGAGGCUGUUGUAGGCAUUGUGGUCUAUGCAGGUCAUGAAACUAAAGCAAUGCUGAACAACAGCGGACCACGGUAUAAGCGCAGUAAAUUAGAGAGAAGAGCGAAUACAGAUGUCCUUUGGUGUGUCCUGCUUCUGCUUGUAAUGUGUUUAACGGGUGCACUGGGUCAUGGAAUCUGGCUGAGCAAAUAUGAAAACAUGCUCUUCUUCAAUAUCCCUGAGCCUGAUGGACACAUCAUAUCACCCAUGUUGGCAGGAUUCUAUAUGUUUUGGACCAUGAUCAUUUUGUUGCAGGUCUUGAUUCCCAUUUCUCUCUAUGUUUCCAUCGAAAUUGUAAAGCUUGGGCAAAUAUAUUUUAUUCAAAGUGAUGUGGAUUUCUACAAUGAGAAAAUGGAUUCCACUGUUCAGUGUCGAGCCCUAAACAUCACUGAGGAUCUUGGACAGAUUCAGUACCUCUUUUCUGAUAAGACAGGAACCCUUACUGAAAAUAAAAUGGUUUUUCGAAGGUGUAGUGUGGCAGGAUUUGACUACUGCCACGAAGAAAAUGCCAAGAGGCUUGAGUCCUAUCAGGAAGCUGUCUCCGAGGAGGACGACUACAUGGACACUCUGAGUGGCUCCCUCAGCAAUGUGGCAAAACUGAGAGCCCAUGACUGCAGGACAAUUCAUAACCGGCCUUUGGGAAGCAAGCCUUCAACUCAUCUUUCUGGAAGUACUUUUGCUGUAGGAAGUGGAGAAAGAGUCGGUGAAGUGCCUCAUUCCAGACAGGCUGCAUUCAGUAGCCCAAUUGAAACAGAUGUGGUACCAGACACCAGGCUUUUGGACAAAUUUAGUCAGAUUAGUCCUCAGCUCUUUACCCCAUUGGAUGGGGCCCCCCAGAGUCCACCACUGGAGAGUUUGUACAUCAUGGAUUUCUUUAUUGCACUGGCCAUCUGCAACACAGUGGUGGUUUCCGCUCCUAACCAACCUCGACAAAAGAUUGGGUUCUCUUCACUGAGUGGAAUGCCCAUUAAAUCCUUGGAAGAGAUUAAAAACCUCUUCCAGAAAUUGUCUGUCCGAAGAUCAAGUUCACCGUCCCUUGCCGGUGGGAAAGAGCCAACUUCUGGGGUUCCCUGUGCCCUUGUGAGCAGACUCUCUCUCUUUAAUCGAAUGAAGCUGGCUUCUCCUAUGGAGGAAGAGUCUUCCCAAGUAACUGAGAGUCCCCAAGCUGGUAACACAGCAUGCUGUACAGAAAUUGAGGAACCGAACCAUGGUGCAGGAGUCACGGUUGACACAGGAGAAGCCCUGGACAGACAGCCCCUGGCUUCCAACCUGUGUUAUGAGGCAGAGAGCCCAGACGAAGCAGCCUUAGUGUAUGCCGCCAGGGCUUACCAAUGCACUUUACAGGCUCGAACCCCAGAGCAGGUCAUGGUGGACUUCGCUGCUUUGGGAUCAUUAACAUUUCAACUCCUACACAUUCUACCCUUCGACUCAGUAAGGAAAAGAAUGUCUGUUGUGGUCCGGCACCCUCUUUCCAAACAAGUCGUGGUAUAUACAAAGGGUGCUGAUUCUGCCAUCAUGGAGCUGCUGUCAGCGGCCCCAGAUGGAACAAAUCUGGAAAAACAGCAGAUGAGAAUAAGGGAGAAAACGCAGAGUCACCUGGACGAGUAUGCCAAGCGAGGCUUGCGCACGUUAUGCAUAGCGAAGAAGGUCAUGAGUGACACUGAAUAUGCAGACUGGCUGAGGAACCACUUUUUAGCUGAAACCAGCAUUGACAACAGGGAAGAACUGCUAGUGGAAUCUGCCAUGAGACUAGAGAACAAACUGACAUUACUUGGUGCUACUGGCAUUGAAGACCGUCUGCAGGAGGGAGUCCCAGAGUCCAUAGAAGCCCUUCAGAAAGCUGGCAUCAAGAUCUGGAUGCUGACAGGGGACAAACAGGAAACAGCUGUCAACAUAGCUUAUGCAUGCAAACUCCUGGAGCCAAAUGCCAAGCUCUUUAUCCUGGAUACCCAGAGUAAAGAUGCCUGUGAGAUGCUGAUGAGUACAAUUUUGAAAGAACUUCAAAGGAAAAUUCCAGUCUCUCCAGACCAAGCAUCAUUAAGAAAAGAUCUCCCUCAGCCUUCUGUCCUCCAGCACUCAGGGCGUGCUGGACUCAUUAUCACUGGGAAAACCCUGGAGUUUGCCCUGCAGGAGAGUCUGCAAAAGCAGUUCCUGGAGCUGACUGGUUGGUGCCAAGCUGUGGUCUGCUGCCGAGCUACACCCCUGCAGAAAAGUGAGGUGGUGAAAUUGAUUCGCAAUCAUCUCCACGUGAUGACCCUGGCCAUCGGUGAUGGUGCCAAUGAUGUUAGCAUGAUACAAGUGGCUGACAUUGGGAUUGGGGUCUCAGGUCAAGAAGGCAUGCAGGCCGUGAUGGCCAGUGACUUUGCCAUUUCUCAGUUCAGACACCUCAGCAAGCUCCUUCUCGUGCAUGGGCAUUGGUGUUACACGCGACUCUCCAACAUGAUUCUCUAUUUCUUCUACAAGAAUGUGGCCUAUGUGAACCUUCUUUUCUGGUACCAGUUCUUUUGUGGGUUCUCAGGAACUUCUAUGACUGACUAUUGGGUUUUGAUCUUCUUCAACCUCCUCUUCACAUCUGCUCCCCCCGUCAUUUAUGGUGUUUUGGAGAAAGAUGUAUCAGCAGAGACCCUCCUGCAGCUGCCCGAACUUUACCAGAGUGGUCAGCAAUCAGAGGCAUACCUGCCCUUGACCUUCUGGUUCACCCUGCUGGACGCCUUUUACCAAAGCCUGGUCUGCUUCUUUGUGCCUUACUUUACCUACCAGGGCUCUGACAUUGACAUCUUUACAUUUGGAAAUCCUCUGAACACAGCGGCUCUGUUCAUCAUUCUCCUCCAUCUGGUCAUUGAAAGUAAGAGUUUGACUUGGAUCCACAUGCUGGUUAUCAUUGGUAGCAUCUUGUCCUAUUUUUUCUUUGCCUUGGCUUUUGGAGCCAUGUGUGUAACAUGCAACCCACCAUCCAACCCCUACUGGAUUAUGCAAGAGCACAUGCUGGAUCCAAUGUUCUACUUAGUUUGUGUCCUUACAACCUGCAUCGCUCUUCUGCCCAGGUUUACAUACCGAGUUCUUCAGGGAUCCAUGUUUCCAUCUCCCAUUCUGAGAGCUAAGCACUUUGACAGACUAACUCCAGAGGAGAGGACAGAAGCUCUUAAGAAGUGGAGAGAGGCUGCAAAGAUGAAUCAAGUGGCAUCUAAGCUAGCCAACCAAUCAGCUGGUGAAUCAGGAAGAAGACCCCAGGCUGGCCCUUCUGCUGCCCUUGCAAUGAAGCCAGCAACUGCUUGUGCUGUAGAACAAGAAAACUUAUCUACAUGUGAGACUGUGUUAGACCUAAGCCCCUCUGAACCUGAGGCCUCAGAGGUGACCUGACCCUCAGCAUGCUAAGAAUGCGGGAUUUCCCUUGGUGGCAAGUAAUCUUUCAAGUUCAGAAGGGUGUUGAAGAGGCUCCUCUACAAAGCAAGGAUUGCUUAUUUUUCUGCAAAGAUAUCAGCAUUUUACUAGGCUUGGAAAAGCCAAAGCUCUAAUGAUAUGUCUAUAUGUACAUUUGUAAAGGAGAGCUAGGGUUUGACCUCAGUUGAGCAGAGUUUGGGGAAGUGAAAUAUUUAAUUCAGCAUCAGAAAUUUUUAUGAAACCUGUUAGAUUUUGUAAAGGUCUUUUAAUUGUCAUAUAAUAUGCAAAUAUUAUCAAGGGAAUUAAUUUAAAAUGUUUAUUUUAUAGGUAAGUCUUAUUUGGAAAAUGCUUUUAGUGAGCUUAAGUGAGAUCAAUCUGAUUUUUUUUCUUUAAGGAAAAAAAGUUCUUUUAAAGUUCUUUUAUUAGGAAAGAUUAUUAAUUUGAAGAUAAACUCCCAAGAAACUUUUAUUUCCUAUGAAAAGAGGCCUCCAUUCUUCCGACUGAAGGUAUUUAGCUUGCCUCUCUGCUCAUUUCAAUACUGUGCUAAAGUAGAGCCUGGGAAGGGAAGAAGGGAAGGGAAGGGGAGGGGAGGGGAGGGGAGGGGAGGGGACUAAUGUUCUAGGGAAGUAUUCCUCUCUCAGUUUUCCAUCAAGAGAAGAUCCAUGAGGUCCCCAUGUGCAGAUGUCAAUCUGGAAACAGAAGGCAGACACAAUCAGCUGAACCUAAACAGCCUGUUUAGCGACUUCCUGUAUUCUAAAACUGACAGGACCCACAUCAAAAUGAGACAAUCAGUUUCAAAACAAUCCUCUAGAGACCACUUGAGAGCUCAUAGUUGUUAUACACAGCAAUUUAUGUGUUGUAGUCUCUAAAGAAUGGGAUGUAGGUUGAGAAUAACAAAUUAUUCUCAGCAGAGAUCUGUGUGGUUCUCAGAGAGAAAAGUUUUAACAUAUUUGAGGAU